UGCCAGUCGCGCCGCGCUGCCCGGAGCUGUCAGCGCUGCCGCGGGCUCUGCGCUAAGCUGCGCCGUGCCGCGAUGGAGCGAGGGAACCGGGCCGCCGGGCGGGGGCGGGGGCGGGGGCUGCUGCGGCCGGCCGUGCAGUGCUGCUGAAUCGGCUGCUCCGAGGAGCCGCCGCGGGGAGGGCAGAGGCAGGCCGGCAGCCCAUGCUCCGCCGCCCGCCGCCGCCUGCCCGGGGGCUCUGGUGCUGCUCCUGCUGCCCCCAGCCAUGAGCCCUUCUGUUUUCCCCUGGUAAAGAUGGCGGUGGGCGAUCGCUGCAACCUUUAGACUCAUGACUGUCAGAAACAUCGCCUCCAUCUGUAAUAUGGUUCUUCAAGAGCAGUUACUUGCAGUCGCCAGCUUCCCUCCAUGUGGUGCCCCAGCAUACCCUUUGCUGGUGAUGUCACACCUACCAUUCAUCAGCACUGGAGAAUGGAGCCUACCUAUAGGGGCACCAAUGCCUCUGCUCUGGAAAAAGACAUUGGCCCAGAGCAGUUUCCAAUCAAUGAACAUUACUUUGGAUUGGUCAAUUUUGGGAACACCUGCUACUGUAACUCCGUGCUGCAGGCAUUGUAUUUUUGCCGGCCAUUUAGGGAGAAUGUGCUGGCAUACAAAGCCCAACAGAAAAAGAAGGAAAAUCUCUUGACUUGCCUGGCAGACCUUUUCCACAGUAUUGCCACUCAGAAGAAGAAAGUUGGAGUGAUUCCACCAAAAAAGUUCAUUUCAAGGUUACGAAAGGAGAAUGAUCUCUUUGACAACUACAUGCAGCAAGAUGCACACGAAUUUUUAAAUUACUUGCUAAACACCAUUGCAGACAUCCUACAGGAGGAGAAGAAGCAGGAAAAGCAAAAUGGAAAAUUAAAAAAUGGCAACAUGAAUGAAACUGAAGAGAACAAUAAACAAGAACUCACCUGGGUGCAUGAGAUUUUUCAGGGAACACUGACUAACGAAACUAGAUGUUUGAACUGUGAAACCGUUAGUAGCAAAGAUGAAGAUUUUCUUGACCUUUCUGUUGAUGUGGAGCAAAACACAUCAAUUACUCACUGUCUAAGGGAUUUCAGCAACACAGAAACAUUAUGUAGCGAACAGAAAUACUACUGUGAAACUUGCUGCAGUAAACAAGAGGCCCAGAAAAGGAUGAGAGUAAAAAAGCUUCCAAUGAUCCUUGCAUUGCACCUUAAGAGGUUCAAAUACAUGGAACAGCUACACAGAUAUACUAAGCUGUCUUACCGUGUGGUAUUUCCUCUGGAGCUGCGUCUCUUCAACACAUCUGGAGAUGCUAUCAACUUGGAUCGCAUGUAUGACUUGGUGGCUGUUGUUGUUCACUGUGGCAGUGGACCUAAUCGUGGUCAUUAUAUUACCAUUGUAAAAAGUCAUGGAUUUUGGCUUUUGUUUGAUGAUGACAUUGUAGAGAAAAUAGAUGCUCAAGCUAUUGAAGAAUUCUAUGGUCUGACCUCUGAUAUAUCAAAAAAUUCAGAAUCUGGUUAUAUUUUAUUCUAUCAGUCACGAGAAUGACUUGGAGAACUGUGAAAAUGCUGCAAGUGGAGAAACUGAUCAGCACUGUUAACUGACCACAUCUUAAUAGACUACAUCUUGUAUGGUUGAACAAUUACCUACCAUGUCUCCUACUAAAUAGUUGAUGUGUUUUUAACUAUAACCAUUCAAUUUGACAUGCAGCGCUUUGGGUUUCUUUAGUCUGACUCAAGAGUUAAUUGCAGUCAGAUCUUAGUAGAAUUUAUAUGGACUAAUAUUUACAGAUAACAGGAUUUGAGGUCAUCUGUUAAAUACAACUGAGCUGGAAUCACUUUUUCUAUGGAUGUGUGCAUUAUAUGUAGGGCAAAUUGUUUAAACUUUCUAAAUGGCUUUGAAGUGUCAAAUUAAAAAGCAUUCCUUUGAACAGAUACUAAAAUGUAGUUACCAGUGUUCAGUGUAGAAGGGAUUUUGUCACAUUACCUUCCACUGCUAGAAAGAUAUUCUUCCCAAAUCCUUUAAUCUUGGGUUAUUAAAACUUUAAAUGGGUAACCUCAAGACUAAAAUCCAUAUAAAGAGAUUUAAAUCACAGUGGAACAAAAUAAUACUAUGCACCUGGUCUUCUUUUUUUCAUGAAAUAGUACAGAUGAGGUGAUUGACAGUUUUUGAUUCCAAGGCCUAGAAAGGCGCUGAGUGUUUUGUGGGGAAAAGUGAGAGAGAAGUUCUUCUGUAUAUGACACAGCUGAGGUACUUGUAUAAAGAAUGAUCUUAUCUUUCUGCUAAAAGGAACAAUAUGAUGCUUUGUUUGCAUAGCUGAAUUUGCAGAUCUUCCAAUAUUGUUUGCACAAAACAUGUCUCAUAAAUCAGGGCUACAAUUUCACAACCUAGUUAAGUGAUGCUGCUGGCAUGGUCUAUAACAUUGAUCCCAUAGCAUGCUGAGUACCAACAGCUUCAGUUGGCAUCGGUGGGAUCUGUAGAUGCUUGACACCUGCUAGGAUGGGGACCAUGCUUUUACAAUUUAGAGCACCUUUAAAAUAAUAUAAUUAAUAAUUCAUACUUGUAGUGAUAGGUUAACUACAUGCAGCAUCAAUAGUUAUGUUUGUCAACAUCUUGAUCGCCAGGAUAUCUUAGACAGGUUCAGGUGAAAACAUGAUUUCAGAGCUAUCAAGAGGUAUUGUGUGACUGUUAAUUGUUUUGCAUUUUCAAAGCUGGCUGGAAGUCAUCAUGUUCUAGCUGUUAAAUCACUCUGCAAGUAAUACUAGAAAUACUUAGCUAGGAAGGAGGAAAGAUGGAGAUUUCAGUAGGGUCUGAGAAGGGAUUGAUGAUGUGUUAACCUUUUAUAUCAGAUAGCUGACCCAAAUCAAAGAAGGUCUCUACUGCUUCUGAGGCACUCUCAGGAGUGCUGCCAAAAGCCAUAUCCUACCCACCUGCUUUUGCUCUGCACAACAGCCUCAGAAAUGGGAGCAUCUCUCACCACUGUAAGACAAGAGAGCUCAGGAGUGCACUUGCAGUGGCUCCAUUGUCUCAUUUCUGGGUUUGGCACCUGCACAGCAGGAGUAGGUGGGUGGGUCAUGCUUCUCACUGGUGUUCCUGAGGAAACAAUGGAGACUUACCCUAAGGGUCAAAUCCUGUUCCCAGUGAAGUCAAUGGUAAAGCUCCCAUUAUCUUUAGAAGAAGGAUUUGGCCCUAUAGGAGAGUUCAGUACCCGUGGAAACUGUCAUCAUUUCACAGUAUUUACUUUGACUUAUUUUCACUUUGUAUGUAUGUAUGUAAAUAUGUAUGUAGUAGAAAUUCUUGUUCUUAGUAGUUUCUUUUGAGAUGGCUGACUGCAAUUUUAUGGCUGAAUCUUUUCUUUUUUUUUUUUUUAGAUAUAUUGUUUAAAAUACUGUUGAAUCUUGAAUCUCCAUUUCUUUUAUGAGAGUGAAAAACCUUCCUGGCAUUACACGACUACUGUGAAUGUGAAAUUAUUUUUUAUUACUUUAUAGUGAACAUGCAAUAUUAGCCUUUGAUAUAACAUGGUUUGAAGCUUAUUUGAAAUGAUCACUGGCCAUUUUGUAACAUAAGGAAACAGCACUUUACAGUGGAGGGGAAAAAAACAAACGUGGAUUUUUCAUCUGUAAAUGUGUAAACUAUUUCUCAUGCUGUUAGAGAGAGCAGACCCACAAUGCAGCCUUACGGCCUUUAUUUAUAUGGUAAUCCCAGUGUUCUAAUAGGAGCUCUCAUACAAGUAAAGAUUGGGAAAUUAGGUUAAAAAAGUUAUAGACACUUCUUUCUUUUAUUCACAAAGGGUGUAUCUACAUAAGACAUUUAUUAUGCAGUUGCCUAAUUAGCUCCACAGUAAAAUGUCAGUGGCUACAAGUGCAUUGGUAUUAGGGCAGAGUAAACUAGUUAACUCUGCCAUAGGAUAGUACUGCCUGAUACAAGUAUUAUCCUAUAAUGGAGUUAUUUACUCCUCUACAAUGCAUGUAUAGACACUGACAGGGCUGGCUGAGACAUGAGGGUGCUUCAGCAUUGGGCCUGCCUGUCAGUUAGCCCCACAGUGAAGCACCCUUCUACUCCAGCCAGCCCCUCCACAACAGGUUGAGUUGGGCCAGAGCAGCCCCAGGCUGGCAGGCUGACCCCUGGGACCCCCUGCCAGCUGGGGCUCAGCUACUCCAGCACAGCAUGCUGCAGUCUCAGGCACCUGUGCAAAUGGUGCGUCCAGGAGCAAUUAAUUCUGAUGUGAACUGUGCUGGAGUUUAUUCAGGCGCACUAAUUGCAUGUAUACAUGUGCCCAGUGAGAUACAAAUGUCUAUCUUUCAACAAAGAAGACAAAUACUAGUUUUGGGUUGGCCUAAUAAAGCUUGUUAGUUGUCUUUGAAGUCAAUGAGAUCCUUCUCCAUUGAUGUCCAUGGAGUUGCAUUAGUUGCUGAAGUGAGUAAAACUGUCUUCUGUAAUGGAAUUUUAAUGAACAUUCAUAUCUUUCUGUAUAAUUAAUAUAUCUACAACUUGCCUGGUGAUUGAGACUAUACUCUAGUUGUGAAUAAAUGCACUUUCUAAAUCAAAGUUAACUAGUAAGACACAUGUUCUGUACUUUGCAAUUUUCUCACAAACGCGUUCUAGCAGCUUUGUUAAACUUUAAAAUAUACCACCACCACCAAUGUAUAACUUGAAUAUUUAGGGUUCAUGUAUGUAUGAAAAACAGUUUUGCAUUUAGAGAUGAUUUAAAGUGGAGCUAAAUUUUGGGAAAUGCUUUAGAUAUUUGGAUUUACUUUACUGAAAAAUAUUUUUAUUUAGUUAAAUUCUGAAUACUGAAGCAAUAUUUACAAAAUAAAAUCUAGGAUUCUACAUCUGCUAAUUUUUUAAUUUCUCUGGAUACAAGACAAGACUAAUGGUGGAUAAUAAAUAUAGAUAGUUACAGUAUGCUAGUUGACAGUAACAUUAUUAUGAUAGGAUUUUUCACAUUUUAUGAAAAAUGAAUAAAACAAAGUGUCUAUCAACAUUUUUGUGAUACAUUAGUAGAGACCCAAAGGAUUUUUAUGAACAUGCUGCAGGGAUGUUAAAUCAGAAAGUUUAUGUUAGCUCAAGAAAAGAUUUAAAACUUUGAUACAAGUCCAAAAAUCAAUAGCCUGACAUCAGCCUUGUAAAGACUGUAAAGUACAGGAUGCUGAUACUAAUUUUGUUUUAGCACCAGUUAAAACAGGGAAUCCUUGUUUUGACUGGUGAUUAUAAAAUCAUAACUUCAUUUUUUUUUUAUUAUCCUUGGUUCAAAACUAGUCCUACAAGACACCAAAACACCUUGAUCCUGGCUUGCUUAACCAUGCGCUAUUUUAGGCAGAUGUCAGUGGAAACACUGCUUGGUUUAAGUCAAGCACAUUCUUAAGUGUUUUGCUGGAUGGAGGCCAAGAUACUCAGCUGCUAAUAAAUGCAUAAUGCCUUUUCCACAUGUUUUUAUAUACAUAAUUCCAACCCAUCAGGAAAGACUUGAAAAAAUCUGGGACAAUCAAAGCUUUUCUAGCCAACAACUGAGGAGAGUGGGGAUAAAAGAGAAAUUGUAGCACAGAUGUUCAACAACAUUUUGUGCUCCUAUGCAGUGUCAGUUCUUAGUGUAUUGAGCUUUGCCUAGAUUAAGUCAAAAGAUAACUGAAGUUCAUUAUUUGUGUCACAUGCCAUUGCAUGAGAUCCAUUUUCUGUGUAACACUUUUCUUGUUAGUUGUAUAUUAAUAUGUGUUAUUGCAAUGUUCUUAUUUAUAGGAAAGAACACUUUUGGUUCUAUUCCACUAAGCCUAAGGAAGCUUUUUAGUACACUCUGUAAUCAGUUAUCAUAGAGGGUAAGCUCAAAACUGAACUUUUAUAUGUCAUAGAAUAAGCUGUCAGUAUUUUAUUUCUGGAGAAUAGUAGUUGGCAAUAGAAGAAGGGCUUAGAGAAGAAGUAGGUUAAUGAAAGCAGGAUAUUUAGCUGAAAAUAAAACACCCACAACCAUCCCAGCCACCCAUGCCAUUUCAAUGGAUUUCAAGUGUAUUUCAAUAAAAUAACAUUUUCAAGUCUGAUUCCUUUAGCAGCUGCAGCAAGAAAAAGCAACAAGUGUCUCUUAUGCACUGAAUUCAGUAAAGACAGUAACAUGUCUACACAGUGCUGGAGCAUGUUUGGGAGCACUGCUCUGAAAAUGCCCCACCAACUUGCUCUUGUUCUGUAUGUACCACAUGUUGAAAAAAAUUGCAUAGCUGCUACUAGAAUAGAGCACACCUAAAAUUCAGAGUGGCUCUAGGUUAACCCUAAGCAUGUGUCAGAAAGCAGCUACAUGCUAGUUUUUAGCUGUAUGUAUGCACGGAGUAGAACUGAGUGGGUGGGGCAUGUUUUCAUGGCAGUAUUCCCUAGCAUCUUCUUACCUGGUGCAGGCAUACCUGAACUAAAACGUAACUGGAAUUUCUGUUAUAUAUUAUAAUAGGUUCUAGCAUUUGACUACAUGUGGCUUUUGUCCUCAGAGAUUGCAUUGCAUUGCAUUGCAUUCUCAUUUGUAUUCAUGUUACAGUAUUGUGUGUUUGGGGCCUGAUCCUGAGAGCUGCUGAAAACUUGCACCUCCCAAUUAUUCAGCACUUCUCAGCAACAGGCUCUUAAUGCCUGGUGUCUUGUUUGCUGUUUUGUGGCCAAAGAGUUUGGGCACUAUCUUUUAUAAUUUAUGCGUUUAGAAGUUUUAAGGAUUUUUGUCUUUAUACCUGCUAUAUUCUAGUAUCUUUUGUCAGUGUAAUUUUUUAAUUUAUUUGCUUUUUUAUUUCUCUGUAACCAUGCUAUUUACUUUAUUUCUAUAAUAAUUUGUGUAGCUAAUAUUAUUUAGCCUUAUGUUUUAAUUGAUAUGUACUUUGAUUUUUAAUGUAAUCAACCCAAGCACUUUAAGCAAUAAUGUCAAUCUUGUGAAACUUCAAUCAAACACUUUGCCUUUGCCUCUGAAAUAAAGUUUGUAAAAAAAAUUCUCUAUCUAGAGAAUUGUCUGUGAAAUAUAGCACACAGUAACAUUUGAGUUGUACGUCUGUGAUUCUCCUAGUGAGUCAAAAGAUGGUUUCAAGUCUAGAAUCAAAAUGUGAAUAAUACACGGUAUGAAUUUAUGUAUAAAAUAAGUAUUGAUUAUGCUUAAUACACACAUAUUAGAAGUAUUACUCACAUUUAGCUUUUAAACUUAAAGUCAGUCUUUAGACUGAUCAUAUGUUCGGUGGUAGAAUCAAUCAAAUUAUAUUUCCCCCCCACAUCUGCCAAUCCAUAAGGGACUGAAUAUUCCAGACAGCUACAAAUAGCCACCAUUUAAAAAAUCAACUCCACAGAAAUGUUUACUUAUUUUUCCCAUAUACAUUAAUACCUUUCCUCCCAAGUUACACUUGCCACUCUUCUCCCCCUAUCUACCUAAAAAUUACUUGAUCAUAUGUAUAAUGGCUCCGGGUUGCCAUUGUAUCUGAGCACCUGGCAGUUUUUAAUGUUUUAAGCUAAGGAACUACAACUGUCAUUGUCCCUUGUACUUGGCAGUGGUUCUGUCCUCUGCACAUUCCUCCCCAAGCCGUCUGUACACACAGAGACAAGAGAUAACUGGGUAAGAGAAGUCUUGUGGUAAAAGAUUGUCAAAGACACGACAUUUUUUUUAGGUCAGUGUCCAUGCUAUCUUUGGAUUAGUAUAACACGCCCUACAUACCAUGCCAAUAAAGCUCUUUCUUCUUGUCUGAGCAUAUGUCCAUUGUUUAUAAUAUUGCUUAGAACAAUCUUAGUACCAUUUUGGAUAAUGUCCUUUGUUUUUGGGCAGUGAAAAGACCAUAAUGUCUCUCAUUUAUAACAGCUUCAACUACAUACUGGUAUUUUUCUUCAUGAUUUAACAUAGCACCUAACUUCUAAAUGUUGCUGAAGAAGCUCUGACAGAUAGCCUUUUAAAUUUUCUUCCAGUUAACACACAGUACUUCAAAGAAAUAAUUUGAGUUAUUUCUGGAUACAGGAACCUAUUAGAUUAACAUACCACCUUUGCAUACAAGGUCAGGAUACUUGUCAGAAGGCAUUCACCCUCCUGUUGUGGCCAUCUGGGCUAAUCCUAAGUGUUUUUUACACAUUAAUGAUUCUUUUCCCCCAGGAGGUUUGCUUACUGGAUUUGUCUGAGCAAUUAGAUCUGAGACCAAACAUAUUUCCCUUUAUUCACAGUCUUAGAGUUACUAUCAUUCUUUGGGAUUUUUGGUUGUAGCUGUGUUGGUCUAAGGACAUAGGCUGACAAGGUUCUUUGGGUAAAUGUGAUAUCUUUUAUUAGACCAACUAAAUAGUUGGAAAAAUUGUUCUUUGCAAGUUUUCGGGCACAAGCACCCUUCUUCAGGCAUAGGGUGAGUCUGUUGGUGUCUGUGUGCUCUCCUGAGUAGAACAGAAACCAAAUCGCAAUAUGCAGGUCUGUGAAAAUGCAAUUACGUGGCAGUGAUGAUCUGAGGGUUCCACUAUAACCAGCCUGCCAUCCGAUAACCCCAAGUAACCUGUCUGCAUUUUACUAGCUAUAUUCUGUCACCAGUUCUACAGUCCUCCUUCCCUCCCCCCCAACCUGUCUCACACCUAUUGUCUCCCAAUCCCUCAGAUCCUCACUGUCACAUAUUUGCAUGUUCACAGACCUGCAUUUUGCAAUUUGGCUUCUAUUUUACCUUGCGGCAGAACUCACCAACCGGGAAGCAGCCGCACUGCUCCCAGAAGCGGCCACAGUGCUUCUGGAAGUGGCCGCAGCGCUACAUCCAGCGCUCCCACUCACUGGCCAGUGCUCGCAGGGUGGGCACUGGCGCUUCUGCCUGCCCCCCCUGCCCAGCACCUAAGUGGGGAGUGCGGCUGGUCAGGGGGUGUGCCAGCUCUGUCAGGGAGUGCACGUGCACCCCUGUGCACCCCCUACACAUGGCCACUGCCCCUUGGGCUAUAGAGCUAUGUAAAAUCAGGGUCUGCAGCCACAGCUUGAGCCAACCAGCUGGUGAGCUCAGAGCUCAAGGACCUGCCCCUGUGGAUAUCUGGAUAUAAAGCCCGUUUUCCUCCACAACACCAUUCAGAUUGUGGGGGGAGGCAACUUCAGUCUGAUUUUGAAGUAGUGAAUAUAAGAAUUAUUUAUUGUAGCACUAUGAGUGCAAUAAAUAAUAUAAAAAUUUUAAAAAAGGGAAACUUGCCAAGCUGCUGCUGAAAAUUGAGGUAAUAUUUGGAACAUCUGCAUGAGGGGACACAUUUAGGUAUUCUGUCUCAUGAUUCAUUAUAAAAUUCAGCAGCUCAAACUCAAAGAAAACCAUUUUUCAGCAUUAAACAUUUCUAGAGUGUAAGAAGUCCUUUUUUAUAACCAGGAGGGGUCUUUACAGGAUAUGUUUAAUAAUGGCCAUUUUUUCCUUUAUCUGUUUCACCCAUAUAAAUUUUUCAUGCUGAUUCAAGACUGAUCAUGCUUUCUUUUGUUAUGCUUUGUGAUUGCCUUCAUGUCAUUAAUUCCAGUAUUAGAGGUAUUAGUUGUGGAAUGGUCAGUUUGACCGAAGACAAGAAAACAGAAGGUUUUAACUGUGUUCCUUGUUUCUGGUUCUUUUCUUUCCUAAGGGAUGCAGUCAAAAUAAGCUAUUUCAAUAAUUUCCAUGCACAAUAUCCACUUUGGUAUCUAAGUUAUGAAUGGAGCAAGAAAUGUUAAUAUUAUUAACAUUGAUUUAUGAUCCAGCUUUAAAAUACUGAGCAAGGUGAAAUAUUACAUAUGUGUAUGUUAUCUACUGAGCAUACAGUAUACAAAAAUACAGUUAUGAUCUGUAUUUAUAUGUAACAGUCAUGUUUUAUAGUUGUUUUUACAUGUAUUUAAAACCUACAACAUCCACAGAACUGUAAUGCAUAUCUAUGUUUGAUAUCAAAGGAGUAACCAAGAAAACAAUCUUUUUUCCUGUGUUAACAUGUUUACAUUGUAAAUAAAAUGAAUUCCCUCAACCAA
Messenger RNA from Alligator mississippiensis (American alligator), 9922 nucleotides. It is a transcript of the gene USP46, whose product is annotated as ubiquitin specific peptidase 46. Gene Ontology annotation, cellular component: cytosol; nucleus. NCBI's taxonomy places the organism in Eukaryota, Metazoa, Chordata, Crocodylia, Alligatoridae. Bases 403 to 1548 code for a protein of 381 amino acids. The transcript has 10 exons. Gene Ontology annotation, molecular function: cysteine-type deubiquitinase activity; cysteine-type endopeptidase activity. The record is from RefSeq and is a predicted model, not a curated record. Gene Ontology annotation, biological process: protein deubiquitination.